This is a messenger RNA of Frankliniella occidentalis (western flower thrips), 1074 nucleotides long. RefSeq lists its product as uncharacterized. Lineage: Eukaryota; Metazoa; Arthropoda; Insecta; Thysanoptera; Thripidae. Bases 1 to 1074 code for a protein of 357 amino acids. The transcript is spliced from 3 exons. The record is from RefSeq and is a predicted model, not a curated record.
AUGGCACGCGGCGGCAGUUCUCGCAAAACCCUUCGGGACCCCGAAGAUAAAAGGGAAAGAACGCCAAACUUCACUGAAAGCGAAAAGGACUUGCUCGUGGCGAUAGUAUAUGAGUUUAGGGUGGUCCUUGAGAGCAAAAAGACUGAUGCCUUGACUACUAAAGAGAAAAAUGAGACAUGGGAGUUGGCUGCCCAAGCUUUUAACAGUAGGUCAGGCUUUGUAACCCGUUCUGCAAAAAAUCUUAAAAAUCUGUGGGGCAACCUGAAGGGUCUUGCGAAGGCUGCCGCUAGCCAGCAGAAGUCAGAAACAUUCAAGACUGGUGGAGGCUCUAGUAAAGCUAGAGAUUUGUCGCCUCGGGAGCUGCAAAUUUUGGAGAUCACCAGAGAGUCGGGCACUGGCCUGGAGAGUGCCUUUGAUGGGGACAGGAGCAGCAGCAGUGCAGUACAGCAGCAGGUGCAGGAAGAAGAGGACUGUGGUGCUGGUGCACCUGCUGCAGUGUGUACUGCUGACUCCGAUGAUAUGAUCGUUUUGGAGUUCCCCGACGGUGAAAUUCCAAAUAUGAAUUUUCAAAACAUACAGGUGCCUCACUCAACACCAAAGAUGUUGAGCCCUCACAAUUGGGGGUCUCAUGCACCGAGGCACCUGUUGCUUAGUAAAGCGAGCGCCUUGCAAAUCUCUUCGCCUUCCACCAGCAGUCAGGAGGUGCCUGUGACAUCCCAGGACGUUGCUGCUGGAACCUCACAGGCCUCUCCUGUCAGCACACUGGCGAAGAGGAAGUCUGACAUGGAGGCAGAGUUGGAGCGGAGCCAGAAGAACAAGAGGCGCCGCCCAACUCUGGCACAAGAGGACAGCUCCAGGGGCCAGCUGACAGUGGCAAGGCUCAAAGCUGCCCUUGCCCUGCAAGAGUCCCUGGAGACAGAGAAGAGGCUUCUCGAGGAGGAGGAGAGGAGGAAGAAGGAGGAGGACCUGAGGAAUGCCAGGGAGGAAGAGAGGAGGGAGGCCCUCUUCAAUUUAGAAAAGCAAAAGCGAGAGCUGGAGCUUUUAAAAUUGAAGAGGGACCUCGGUCUAGACUAA